AUGGAUACCCGCCGGGACGAAACUAUCAGUGUCUCUGAAGGGCAAUGCCUCUGGGCUCUUGGGCGACUGCUUCCAAAAGUCCCGGUUCCGGAAAUAUACCGCUGGUCCACCGAGGAUGGCUACGUGCUUCUUUACGUGGAGAUGGUGAAAGGCGUCACCGUCGAGAAAUGUUGGCCAUCGAUGACUGAGGAUGAGAAGAUAAGCUUCUGGGGCAGACUGAAAUCUAUAGUCUCGAAUCUACGAAGGCUGUGUCAAGACCCUGAUGAUCGGGUUCUUGGCCGAAUUGAUCGUAGCCCUUGUUAUGACAUCUCUAUCACCAAUUCUAACAGGCCUCCAGCUGGCCCUUUCACCUCUGUCAAGGGUUUCCAUGACUGGCUCUCAAUCAUGAUCAGACAAGGCAUUGAAGAGCAUUGGCCAGGAAUGAGGCCAGAAGAGAUCCCCGAUCCCUAUCGUGAAAUGCUUCCAGACGACGCCCAUGUUGUCUUCACCCAUGUUGAUCUCCAUCCCAGCAAUAUUAUAGUCAGCCGAGACUGUCCGUCUACGAUCGUGGCACUUGUGGACUGGGAACAGUCUGGCUGGUAUCCUGACUAUUGGGAGUUCUGUAAGGCCGAAUACACAUCCGAAAUUGGUUCAGAAUGGCAUGGGUAUAUGCUGAGAUUCUUGGAAGAACCUAAAGCGCUAGAUGGAUUCAUCGAGUAUACUAGAGCACUGGGUUAUUGA
This is a messenger RNA of Emericellopsis atlantica, 720 nucleotides long. Its product is annotated as kinase-like domain-containing protein. The record is from RefSeq and is a predicted model, not a curated record. NCBI's taxonomy places the organism in Eukaryota, Fungi, Ascomycota, Sordariomycetes, Hypocreales, Bionectriaceae. The transcript is spliced from 2 exons. The coding region runs from base 1 to 720 and encodes 239 amino acids.